Messenger RNA from Dermacentor andersoni, 1905 nucleotides. RefSeq names its product chitinase-3-like protein 1. Lineage: Eukaryota; Metazoa; Arthropoda; Arachnida; Ixodida; Ixodidae. Gene Ontology annotation, biological process: chitin catabolic process. Gene Ontology annotation, molecular function: chitinase activity; chitin binding. Gene Ontology annotation, cellular component: extracellular region. The record is from RefSeq and is a predicted model, not a curated record.
GCACUGCAAAAGUUUGUGUAUAGAGUAUCCAAACACGCAGAGGUACGAAAGUACGCGUAUAAGCGGAAAUACUACGCAACCAUGUCAUGCGGUGCAACGUUUAGUCUAAUAGUAAAUGCUUUGUGCAGGUCCCGUGGCAAAUUUGGUCGAGCUGAAACCACCGAUCAACAAUGGAGAUUCUCGUGCUCGGCAUGGAGCAGAGGCGACAACUGGCAAGCCUGAAGAAGAGCGAACGGGGCGCCCGCAUAACCUCAUUUGCGUGAUGACGGAGAAGACCAGCGUGGAGCAGCAGUUCCCGAAUGAAGCUUGCGACUUUGUGGUCUUCAUGGACCUCACGUACAACGGUCAGGAGGACAAACUGGUGCCAAAGACCAACGGCUCCGGCUUCGAGCUGUUCAGCGCGAUGGCGGCCAACGGCUCUGGCAACCACCUGGUGGCCGUCAGCCACGAGGACAUCCGCGAGUGCGUGGACAAGUGGAAGGACCCGCUCGCGCUGUCACACUUCGUCAUCACCACCUCGUCGUGGAUCACGAAGAACAAGUUCGACGGGCUCGCCUUCCUCGGGGUACAUGUCCCCAACGACCGCUUACCUACGCUGCACAAGAUGCUUCAGAAAUUCCACGAGGCGUUUAAGGAGAACCAGCCGCGGUCGCUUUUACUGAUGUUCGCCAUCCAGGUGAAGAACUACAAGUCAGCUUCCGUCGAAUUGCUUCAGAAUCUGCAGAAGAUCGUCAAGGUGGUCGACUACACCAUCCUGGAGACGCACCACUCGAGGCCUUUGACCACAUGCAGUGCUCUUCUACCUACGUCAUUUAGAGAGUACAGCGACCUGGCCGACAGUGUGCCCGUGGUGACGGCGCUCGAGUGGACCAAGCAGCUGCAGAACGGCGUGGAGCCACUGCCCAAACUGUGUUUCUCGCUCAGUCUGGCUUCACUGCAUUACACGCUCAAGACAACCACCAACAACGUGGGCGCGCCCUGUGACGGCGAGACGCUCAUUCCCUACAACAAGACAUGUUCCAGAGACGACUGGGUGGGCCCCAUUCAGGACGAGCGGGCCAUCGCGGCGUACCACUACCGAAACAACCAGUGGCAGUCUUUCCUCACGCCGGACAGCAUCACCAAAAUGAUGCGACUUGCCCUGAAGGUAAACCCGAGCGUAUGCGCUGCGGCCUACUAUGUGGACUACGAGGAUUACCAGGGCCUGUGCCAAAAGAACGAGACGUUCCCGCGACUUACGGCUCUGCGACACGUCCUCGAUCAAGUCAGAACGCGAUGAACGGCAUGCGUCACCCAACCGCAUCACUGGCAGUCCUUGAAAUGAAGAUGCUCACAUGUCUCGCCAUACACGACUCUCUCUUUUUUUCUUUUUUUUCGCACUUGUUGGUGCGCAGCUGCAAUAGAGCGGGCAGUUCGAGUACAGUACACCGUAGAUACUGUACUAAAGUUACUAGGGGGAAUUAUGGCGCUGGGAUCGCUCGGCUACCAUGGGAAUAAUAUAUAAUGAUGUUCAGUACGUGAACAUGCGUCUGGCCUUUGUGCUUGUAGCUUCGUACGUUCUUGCGGAUUUACUUACAGCACGGUAUCUGCCUUUGUCGGCCCAUAUUUCGAAGUCAUACUUUUAAAGGCAGAAAAUAACACUGUGCGCACAUGCAGAAUUAUGGCGAAAUGUCACAUUUAUAACGCAACAAAGCUACAGAGUCUCAAAGCCGUUCGAAGCCAUAAGGACGAGAAGCCCAUGUACUAACCAUCAUUCCCCUACCGCCAGGUUUGCAGUCCCCGUAUAGACUCUAGUUCCCUCUAGUUAUUAUUGUAUAGGAAACUUGCAGUACUCGAGGAAGGCUGACAGUGCGUUCUGAAAUUAGUCGUUUCGCUUUUUCUUUUAUAAUAUUCCAUACCUUUAUC